Molecule: messenger RNA, 4277 nt
Organism: Maniola jurtina (meadow brown)
Lineage: Eukaryota; Metazoa; Arthropoda; Insecta; Lepidoptera; Nymphalidae
Exons: 6
Coding region: 123-4133 (1336 amino acids)
Molecular function (GO): protein dimerization activity
Source: RefSeq, a predicted model, not a curated record
AUUUUUGUGUACCUACUUUGUAAAUAAAAAGUAAACCCUUUAUAUUUUAUCUUGUAUAAUAUUAUUAUGUGCUACGAUUCGUUUUAGCUAAUUUUCAACUUAAAUACUCAAUAUUUAGUAAAAUGGAACCUGGCUCUACAAAUAAACAACGUACACCAAGCCGAUGCAGAGAGUGGGAACGUCAACGACGCAUAAAAUUUAAUGAUGCUAUUUCAAAACUUGGAGAGAUCGUAAAAUCAAUAAACAGAGCUAAUAAUGAUGAAGAAGCAGAUAACGUACAGUAUCCUAAAAUUGAAAUAGUACAAAAAGCUAUACUCUGCUUAACAAACUGUCUAAAAGAAAAAACACAGCUCAAAGCAGACAUAUUAGCCUUAGAAAUAAAAUUAGAAACCAUAGAAAAACACAAAAAUAACAAAAAGGAUGUCUCAAUACAAGUUACUCUUGGUAUAACUAAAAAAAGUCCACAUUGCAAAUGUGUAAAAAUUAUAAAUCAAAGUACCAAAACUGAUAAUGCUAAAGAAACAACAACAACAAAUCCAAAACAAACAGGAAAAAAAACUAAAGUAAUAAACAGAUGUCCACCAAAGUUACCAAAGUUAUUACCAAUUUCAAAUCUUAAAAAAGAAGGUACUAUUGUUAUGUUACCCGCUACACCAUAUAUAUUUCCCCAGAGGCCAGUAUUGUUUCCUCAAGCACCUACGAUUGUCUUGGUAGAUACAAAUCUUCAGCCACUAAAUAAACAAACAACAAUUCCUAUUAUUAAUAGAAAUUCAAAUGAUAUUACAAAAACAACAAUGGUUAAUGUGCUGCCUAUCUCUGCAUACUCCCAUCCAUUGUCAGCUAAAACUAAGAAAAGUAAUUCGAAACCCAGAAAUAAUACAAUCAAAAAAAGUGUCAAAAGACCCAAAUUGAAUGGGUCAAAUGAUAAAAAGGAAGAGAAUGCAGAUAAAGAAAAACCAAAUGAAGAAUUAUCAAAUAAAAAUGAUGAUAUAAAUUCUAAUGAUAAGAAAGUGGAACCUGCUGAAAAAGUCAUAGAGACUAUCAAAGGAACUGUAGUUGAUGAUAAAUCAAAAAGUCCUGAAUUAGAUAAAUUUGCUAUUACUGAUGAUAAAUCAAAAAAUCCUGAAUUAAAUAAAUUGGCUAUUAUAAAUGAGACUAUUACUUCUACAAAUAAGAUAAAUAUAAAACCAAAAAAUGAUUCUAAUGUAAUUCUUGAUAAUACUCUCAACAACCUUACAGGGUCACCAAAAUGUUCAGGACCUUCAAUCAUCAAAUCAAAUAACGGAGCAAUUAUUGCAACCUUACCAAAUUGCACUGCAGGCACUGAAAAAAUUACAAACACUGUUACAAUACAAGAAGUUAAUACAAAGUGUACUAAAAUCCCUCCUGAUAAAAAUAUUGUUGAGAGUGAAUACAAAAAUAAAGAAAACAAGAUGCAAACUAUUAUGGAUACAACAGUUUGUGAAAAUGUUGUUGAUGCUGGUAAUGCCCGUUUAGAAUUAGCUGAAGAACUCCUAGCGGCUUCGCCAACUGCAGCGUUCUUGAUGUCUUUUCCAUUAGUUAGUGGGAAUAGAGCUGACAGCCCUGCUGAGGAGACUGCUAAUACUACUAUUGUCAAAGAAAGCAGCCGUCGAAACGAAACACCCGCACAACAAAUUUCCUAUUUUGACAAGUCUAAUCUUGAACUUAAAAACAAAACUUCUAGCAAAUCUCAGAACACAACUACUACUACUACAACAACUACUUCUAAUACUCUUGUAGAUAAAACUAUUGAACAGCUAAAAUAUGAGAAUAAUAAAUCAAUGAAUUUUAAACCUUCAGUACCUGCUACGGUAACUAAUGAGAAUCCAUUUUUAAAUUUACCAUUGCCUUCCAUAGUACCAUCGAGUUGUACAUUAACCGAUUCAACAUUCGGUUUAGACUUUGACUGCAAUGUUACUAAAACUGUCACAAGUCAACCGACAACUUACAGUACGACUAAUAAUAUUUUUUACAAAAGCGAUCCCUUUAACACAGUUAAAAGUACAAUUUAUAGCACAAGCAGUAUUUCCUCUGGUCACGAAUUUAAUAGUUUAGGAUUAUAUCCAUGUGCAAUGGACAAUUACUCUAGUAAAAAUAAGUCUGAUUACUCAAAUGUAGAGGACAACCUAAUGAAAAUUAACUCAUCGAGGUUAACAUAUGAUAUUGAUUUAGGUUGGUCUCAUAAAAGUUUUGACUUUGUCAACUGCACAACUGGUGCAAACACUUUUCACAAAGAUAACAUUCUCACAACUGCUGCUACUCCGUUUUCGACAGCUUACAAUCCAUUUAAUCCAGAAUUCCAUGUACCUUUAGUAUCAAAUUCAAACAAAAAGAACCCAGCAAGUAAAACAAGUACUUUUCCUGAACAAAUCACAAGUCUUUAUUCUCAAAGUACUAACUUGUGGCCAGAAGACGUUUCGUCUAUAUACACCAACAGUAACGUGUCAAGAAAUUUUAUUCCAAAGCAACAAAACUUUUUCCCUCCAGAAAAUUUACAUCCAAAUAUAAAUGCAAAAACUAGUGUAACAAAACAAUUUGAUAACAAAAACAUAACAGAAAAUACUCCUAAUAUAGUUAAAUCUUCGCCUAUUGUAGAUCAGCACAUAGUUGAAAAAUAUACAAAGAAAUCUUCUCCAAAUAAAAUGCAUAUAAAUUGGAUGACAUCAGAAAUAAGACCUAUGCAAAAUAAUUGCAACCAAAAUCAUAUCAAUUUAAAAGAGCCUGUCAAAAUACCUUAUUCUCAAAUAGAUCAAGUUGCCAAAAAACUACCCCAAAGUGAUAGUUGUUAUUUUCCUAUUAAUAUGCAUAAUUUUCCAACUCAGUCAAAUCACGAAGAACUUCAAGUAUGGCCUACAGCACGGCCAGCUGGAACUACUGAAAUUAGUAUAGAACCUCCUCCAAUAAAUCUGCCUACUUUGGUCGGAGAUUUAGCUUUAGGUCCACAUGACAAAAAGAAGAGUGAAAUUGGAAAUAGGAUCUUACCACAUACUGAGCUACAAACCUGUGGUAAUUUUCUCUCUGUCACUCAGUUAAUGAAUCGUUCAAGCGAUAAUAUCAUGCCUUCUCGGUCUAAUGGUCCGAUGAACGAAUCACAAAAAUCAAAACAAAACUUAUCUCAUGUUCUGAAUGAAUCGAACAGAAAAACGAUGCCCGCGCGUUUAGAAACCCACCCACAAAUAUGUUAUGGUUUUAAUGAUUCAAAAGUUUCCCAGCCAUAUGAAAAUAUAAAUCAAUUUUCGCAAGCUAAAUCUAAAUCUAAUAAUAAACCAGAUAAGAUUGCCAAGGCGCAGAAAAAUAAUUACUCGGCCGAGGCGUUAAUACGCGGUGGCACAACUUGCAGUCAAAAAUUACUAGACAACAAUAACACUAAGUUCAUGGGAGCUUCACAGAAAUAUAAUGACUUCAAUGUGGCACACGAUAGUGGAGUGGCUCAAGUAUCACAUUUUCCUCCGAUUCUUGACUAUUCCGAUAAUACCUACGCAGGGCAGCAAUUUUCAGGAACAACUUUGUACAAUUCCACCACAAAUACAAUAUCUAAUUCAUUUUAUUCAAAUUUUAUGCCUGGAAGUAGUAAUUUAAUGGCUGGCAACUAUGCAGGUGGCUCAUUUUCUAGUGAAUUCGUAGAUUAUAAUCAAGUAGCAGAAUGUAAUUACUCAAACCAGAAGUUUAAUGAAAUAAAAAUGAAAAACAAUGCAAGUACAUUCCAACAAGAUAAAGAACAAUCUAAUUAUAAGAGUUCAAGAAGAGAGUCCGCACCAAAACAUAAGUUAGAAUGUUCUAAAAAAGAAUCUAGCAAGAAGUACCAAAAUAAGAGAACCAAACUAGCGAACGAAGUGGAAGAGUGGAAUGAAAGUAAUUUACUUUGGCAAAACAAACCCCCAGUUAAAAGACAUCAAAAUUUAAUGUCGGAAGAGCUGCCAUUUACAAACUAUGUCGGAAAUCAAAUGCCAGCACAAUAUCAGCCAGAUUUUAUUAACAGCCAUAUAAUGCAAUCUAACAUACAAAAUGCAGGACCAAACACUGAUAGAUCUUUAUCAAGCUUUCCAGUAGCUUCUCGUGCUAACUUUAACCUCAGCGCGUUGUUUCCAGAAAUAACAAUGAAGGUGCAAUGACAUUAGGCUACAUCGGUUUAUGAUUAAAGUAUACGCGUUACGCAACUGUGAUUAAGUAAAUAAUGUUAUUUAAUAUUAUACUUAGUAAGUAGACGAAAAAUUUUAUACUUACACGCUUAUUUAUUCUAAUAAAAUAUGUUCUGU